Molecule: messenger RNA, 3954 nt
Organism: Lachancea sp. 'fantastica'
Lineage: Eukaryota; Fungi; Ascomycota; Saccharomycetes; Saccharomycetales; Saccharomycetaceae
Source: the annotation of a GenBank genome assembly
AUGUCGAGUAUAGCAGCGAUAGAUUUGACGCAGGAAGACUCUGACAAUGCAGAGGACUUUCACGAAACAAAUGACUUUGAGGAAUCGAAACAUUCGAACGGAUCAGCAGAUGUCUCAUCGAUGGAACCAGUGGUCUCAGAGACUCCAGAACAAAAGAACGAUGAACAAGAGGCAAAUGAGAGGCCAUACGAUAGACCGAACGGUGUGAUACCUUUCGGUAGUUCGCGUUUAGAAGAAUCCAAGGCAAGAUCAUCUAUCAGCGAGGAACAGCAGCCACAGAAGCAGCAACGGCAGGGGCAGAAACUGCUUCUUCCCCUGAUAAGGGGUUCCAGAAAGUGGAAUCAGAGCUUCGACGGUGUACAGAGCCCGGAAGUGCCAGAUGCGAUUAGUAGUGGUAGCUCAAUUGAGUCACUAUUCAAGCGACAAAAGCUAGAUGUUGACGAGCCUCAAAUAAGACCAGAAAAUAUCAAUGAAGAUACGACCGAAAAAACGGGCUACGUCUCGCCGCUCAGUCUCACAUCACGCGAAAGUAGUCCAACAUACAAGCGUCGCUCUACAGGAGAGCUAUCGAAAGGUGAUGGAUUGGCAAACGAUAACGGAUUAAAUGGCGGUGUUCCUUCACAAGAAAUGGCUCUUUUGGCAAAUAAUAAAGACGAGCUGGGGCCACAAUUCCUACCACCAUCUGCGUCUGAUAACGCCUUCAACGAGAACCAGGCGCCCAUCAUUGUGCUUAGUGAUGAAGAAGACGAGCCAUCGUCUGUUAGCAAAAACAGAACCCAGGGAAUCGUUCAAGUCCCAUCAUCGGCAAAUGGUCUCGCAGCUGCUAAUGAUAAUGUCACAAAGUUAAGGGCAGUUCAUGAAAAGAACCUCAAAGUUAAAGUGUUGGGUGAUGAGGAAUUUGCCCGGUUAAAAAAUACUUGCCGAGAUACAAGAAUCAUAUUGCAGCGGAAGCUGCAAAAACGGGAGAGACUUAUAUUAGAGACUAAAGGCCUUCUGGAAUCGGCAUCAUCGGCUGAGGAGACCGCCUUAAUCGAAAAAGACAUACGCUAUAUCGAGGGGCGGAGAUCACAGACGUUAUUGAAGCUCCAUCAACUCGACAAUAAGGAAACACAAGCUGCAGAGCGAUACGGUAGGUUUUUGAACGGGCACGGAUCAAAGCUUCGACAAUCGCAGCUAGAUCUCCAAAACGCCCUGAGCAGCCGCAUAAAUUCGAACAUGGUAGAAAAAAGGGCCAAGCUCAUGGACGAACGAUCAAACAUUGAUCGUCUUCACAGAAAUGGCGCUAUAAAUGGGCACACAAUGAUCCAAAGAAAGGCAGCUAUCGAUAAAAUGCUAAAUGAACUACAGUCCACUCAAAGAGUUCCCGAGGCUUCGGCGACUGCGCAGUCCUCGGACAUAUAUUUCAGAUCUAUUGAAAUUGCGAUGAACCUGAUACAAAAGAACACGGUAAGAUCAGUUGAGAACAAAAAUUUGAUGACCCAUUAUCUAAACGUGGUGGCGCGUUUCAAAAGAACCAGCGACCGGGGGGAGCGGUUCGGUGCCAGUACAAAACACCAAGUUGAACGAGCAAUUACCGAAUUGAUAAGGCACGGAGUCAAGAUGCCCGCUGUUGUUGACUAUCUGAGAAAAUUGAACUUUAUCGUAUCUCCCGAAGAACUUCACAGGAAAUACUUUUCACACGGCACCGACAAGGGAGGCGAUGAUUUCCUUUCUGUGGAUAACAAAGCGGAUAAUGACAAUGACAUAUUAGAGCUUGUAAAACAUCAAGACGAGCAGCGGUCGACAAAUUCAUUUCAGCUCUCAAGUAUCUACAACAGUCAAGACAAUGAUAGUUUGCAAAAGUUAUUGGAAGGACUCAAAACGACUGAAGCAGAAAUCGAAGGAGAGGAGUUAACACCGCCGGAAUUGACGGUAAAUUUGAUGAAGCACCAACGGCAAGGGCUACAUUGGUUGCUGCAGGUCGAAAAAUCUAGCAAGAAAGGUGGGCUUUUAGCUGAUGAUAUGGGUCUCGGAAAAACAGUCCAAGCUAUUGCGUUAAUGAUCGCUAACAGGUCGAGUGAUGAAAAUUGUAAAACCAACGUGAUUGUAGCUCCCGUCGCUGUUUUGAGAGUUUGGGAGGCUGAAGUCAGAACCAAAGUUAAUAAAAAUACUAAACUUAAGGUUCUCAUCUUCGGCGGGAGCGGCGGUGCCAAGGUGCAAACUUAUCGCAGCUUGCUGAGAUACGACGUCGUGUUGGUCUCGUAUCAAACUCUAGCAAGCGAACUGAAGAAACACUGGCCAGCUAGACUUACACAAGAAUCAGAAGAACCAACGGUAGUAGAUGUUCCUGAUAUCAAAGCCAUCAACUCGCUCAAAGAGCGAAACGAAUAUUGGUCACCUUUUUUCUGUGACCAGUCCAUUUUCUACAGAAUCAUCUUGGAUGAAGCCCAAAAUAUCAAGAAUAAAAAGACACAGUCCUCGAAAGCUUGCUGUGCAUUGUUUUCGACUUAUCGAUGGGCUUUGUCGGGUACCCCUGUGCAAAACAAUAUCAUGGAACUUUACUCGCUGAUAAGGUUCUUAAGAAUAUCACCUUACAAUAGAGAGCAAAGAUUCAGGAUGGACAUAGGGAACCCUUUGGGGCGCGUUUCCAACGAUUACGAUAGUCACGACCGUAAGCAAGCCACUAAAAAAGUACAAGUACUGUUACGAGCGGUUAUGUUACGAAGAACCAAAGAUUCUCAAAUCGACGGUAAACCUAUCCUUGAGCUUCCAGAGAAGAUCAUUAAUAAUGAGGAACAGACUCUUGAAGGCGAGGAGUUGACUUUCUACACGGAUCUUGAGCAGAAAAACCAGAAAAAGGCGGAAAAAUUAAUGAAUAACAGAAGCAAGGGAAACUAUUCAAGCAUUCUAACUUUGUUGCUGAGACUGCGUCAAGCUUGCUGUCACUCAGAACUCGUCAUUAUGGGAGAACACAAAAGUGAGACUUCUAAAGUGGCCAAUGGAAAGAAUUUCGAAAAUGAUUGGCUGCGUCUAUUUGAGCUGGCCCGACGCAUGCCUGGUAUUGGUAAGAGCGCAGUGAUCGAAGGUCUGGAAAACAUGACGUGCCCUUACUGCAUGGAACAAAUGGAAUUAGAUUCUGCAGUAGUUAUCACCCCAUGUGGUCAUAUGCUUUGCGAUGGUUGUGCAGACCAGUAUUUCGAAGAUAUCCGUUCUCAGGGAAAUACAAGGAAGAUUGUCAACAGCGGCUACGCAGUGCCUUGUCUGGUGUGCAAUAGAAUUGUUGACGACAACGCAGUGGUCACAUAUAAGCUGUACGAUCAAGCGGUGAACCAGAACCUGUCCGUUCAAGGACUGAAGGAGGAGUAUGAGGUGGAGAUGAGGGCUCAGAGAGACCGACUCAAGAAGGGCUAUCAAGUGAAGCUCGAUUCUCUACAACCGUCCGUCAAGAUUUUACAGUGUUUGGAUAUUGUUCGGAAAGUGCUGGAUUCUUCUGAACAAGAAAAAGUGAUAGUGUUCUCUCAAUUCACUACGUUUUUUGAUAUACUUCAACACUUCAUUCGUAAGGAACUGGGCAUUCCUCAUCUAAGGUACGAUGGAUCCAUGAACGCACAAGCACGCGCUAGCACCAUUGAGGAAUUUUACAAAAAUCCUAACCGAAGAAUAUUGCUAAUAUCAAUGAAAGCAGGAAAUUCAGGACUAACGCUAACUUGUGCAAACCAUGUCAUCUUGGUUGAUCCAUUCUGGAAUCCCUUUGUGGAAGAGCAAGCAAUGGACCGAUGCUAUAGAAUUAGUCAAACCAGAGCUGUGCAGGUUCACAAGCUUUUGGUCAAAAAUUCGGUCGAAGAUAGAAUUCUGGAGCUGCAAAGGAAAAAGAGAGAACUUGUAGAAAGCGCAAUGAGUCCGGACAAGAUCCAGGAAGUGAACAGUUUGGGACGUCGUGAGCUCGGAUUUUUGUUCGGACUCAACACGCUCUAG